Molecule: messenger RNA, 588 nt
Organism: Colletotrichum graminicola M1.001
Lineage: Eukaryota; Fungi; Ascomycota; Sordariomycetes; Glomerellales; Glomerellaceae
Exons: 3
Coding region: 1-588 (195 amino acids)
Source: RefSeq, a predicted model, not a curated record
AUGCACGUCUCCACGCUAGGCCUCUGCAUUUUCUGCAUCAGUGGUGCCACCCUUGUUACUGCUCUCCCGUCAUCACAGGGCGCCACUACAAAUGGCCGUCAGGAUGCACCAAACGCAGUGAUUCCUCCUUAUGAGAGCGGGGUACUGGUGGACGGUGUCGAACCCGCUACUGAGCGAGACAUCCUUGGAGUGAGCCUGUCUUCUCCCAAGGGAGAUCUUGCAAGCAAAGAAAAGUCUGGAAAAGAAAACUCCGGUUUGCAAGCGAGACAAGCAGAAGCUGUUGCUCUUAUAGGUGUAACGGGCCUUGCUGUACUUUUUACUGCGUCGGCUUUUGUGUCUGCGGCGGCUGGUUUCAAAGGUCUCGUUGACUUUAGGGAAGCUCGCAAGAAGUUUACUUCAACCCAGGUAGAGGAGAUGUGGAAGCGCAACCCUGAUUAUAACAAGUUUCCUGCCGCUGCCUGUUAUAGUCUAGUCAAUCGCUUGGCGAACCCAGCUGUCUUUGAUCAAUUAGCAAACAUAACUCUCAGUGCAGGUGUCACAAGCAGGUCAGGGGCAACCAACUCUGGCACAAAGCAAAAGCUUCAGUAA